Ananas comosus (pineapple) is the source of this 543-nucleotide messenger RNA. RefSeq names its product translation initiation factor IF-2-like. The record is from RefSeq and is a predicted model, not a curated record. The transcript is spliced from 2 exons. Lineage: Eukaryota; Viridiplantae; Streptophyta; Magnoliopsida; Poales; Bromeliaceae. Bases 1 to 543 code for a protein of 180 amino acids.
AUGCCACCCCCCUGCCCCGGUGACGUCGCCCUCGCCCGCUCCGGCGACGUCGCCGGCGACGAGCCCGCCUCCCCCGCCUCGGCCUCUCCCCCGACCCCUCCUCCUACCGCGCCCUCGCCCAGGCCCUCUGCUGCCGCGGCCAGGCCCGCUCCGCCGCCUCCCUGCUCGACGUCAAGCUCCAUCGCGGCCUCGUUCUUCCUCCUCCUUCUCCGUCGGCGCGCCAACGCGAGACGAAGACGGAGGGAUGCAGACUCGGCCCGGAGCCAGUCGGAGUCGCGGGGGAAGAGCGCAGAGAGGUGGGAGGCGCCGCCAAUCCGCGCUGUCACGGGGUUAGCAGGUCACCCUCCCGCCGCGGCCGCAGCAUCUCCACCGUCCGCAUCUCCAUCCGCUCCCCCUCCUCACCAUCACUCUCCUCCUCCUCCUCUGCUCGUCGUCUCCGGCAUCGGCAUCGGCGUCGUCAUCUCCAGCGGAGGCUGCGAGGCUGCCGGAACUGUGCCCGUCGCUAGGGCUGCGGGCGCGCGAUUGGCCCCGGCAGAGUGUUGA